AUGACCGGACAUCAGGGGCUGGAUGACUAAUCUCGAAGCUUUGUUUGGGCGACACCUCCGUAACUUUAAGCAUCGACUGGCAUAUCUCAAGCUACUUGCAUCACGACUGACAUGGCACCGACGAAGCCGACCAAAAACACAAACCGGAAGGCUGCCUCCACUACUAAGAGGCGGCGCGAGAAUGACGCGUCUGCGCCUGAUCGCCGAGGGAAACGUCAAAAGAUCGCGCCAGCAACUGAACCUCUCAUCCAGGACCAGGCUGCAAGGCCACGGCCAGCGAGGCAACCCCCUGCCAGCGCAUUACCCGUCCCGAACAGGAGACCGACAGAGCCCCUGAACAUCUACGUUCUUGGGGCCAACAGUGGUGGCGAGCUCGGCCUGGGGCCCUCGGUCAGGUCCGGAAACGUCGGGCGACCGCGCCUGAACCCGUACCUGUCUGGUUCUGCGGGCGUUGUCCAGGUCUCCCUUGGCGCGAUGCACGGUGUUGCCCUCACGCUGGACAACCGGAUACUGACGUGGGGAGUCAACGAUCAUGGCGCGCUGGGCCGUGACACGUCCUGGGAGGGGAAUCUGGUGGACGCGGGUGGCGACGAAAGCGAUAGCGACGAAGACGGCGAGCUCAACCCAAAGGAAUGCACGCCAUCACCGGUCGAUACGAGUGCUAUCCCCCCGGACACCAUCUUCACACAAGUGGCCGCCACCGAUAAUGCCACCUUUGCCUUGACCAGCACCGGUCGUGUGUAUGGAUGGGGUACUUUCCGGUCAGAGGACGGGAAGUUGUCCUUCACACGAACCGUCAAAGUGCAGUCCAGACCUGCUCUCAUCCUUUUUGUCAAGGAUGUUGUUAAGCUCUGCUGUGGAAGCAACCAUGUCCUGGCCCUCACAACUGAUGGCUUCGUGUACACCUGGGGCAGGGGCACCGACGGCCAGCUUGGCCGCCGAUUCUCCUCGAGGGUUGUGGACUGGAAUAAGGAAGGCCUCAUUCCACGCAGGGUUGCACACUUGAAGAGCAUCGUCGAGAUUGGAUCCGGCUCCAAUCACUCCUUUGCGAUUGAGCGCUCGGGCUUAGUGUAUGGCUGGGGGUUUAACAACGCUGGCCAGAUCGGAGUCGUCGACAACAGCGGCGAAUACGAAUCAGCGUAUGAUUUCGCUCUUACGGUUGCUGUCCCGAGCCUUGUCAAAAGCUUGGUAGGCCUCCCGCGGAUCACGCAAAUCACCGGCGGCAACUUUCACAGCAUGGCAAUCACCGAGGACGGAAGGUGCCUGACCUGGGGACGUCUCUAUUCGUUUGCUACCGGUCUCAAGAUCGACACCCUGCCUCUUGAUCUUGUCGUUCGCGACUCGAGAGACAAGCCCAGCUUUCUCAGGGUGCCGACUGCUGUCCCGGGAUUGUCCCCGACGCUUGUGGCAGCAGCAAGUGAGCACAGUCUUGCAGUCAACACGGACCACAAGGUCUAUUCUUGGGGUCUCAACCUUACCAAACAGAUUGGCCACAAGGAAGAGGAGGUUGAGGUCGCCACACCGCUCAGUCAUCCCUCGAUUGUGGACAAGCGGUUUGUGUGGGUUGGCGCUGGGGCGCAAUACAGCAUGAUUGGCGAGCUUGCUGCCCCAAACUAAGAUUUUCUUUGACGAGAUUUUUGCAGCUGGGAG
Molecule: messenger RNA, 1650 nt
Organism: Chaetomium strumarium
Lineage: Eukaryota; Fungi; Ascomycota; Sordariomycetes; Sordariales; Chaetomiaceae
Product: regulator of chromosome condensation 1/beta-lactamase-inhibitor protein II
Exons: 3
Coding region: 112-1617 (501 amino acids)
Source: RefSeq, a predicted model, not a curated record